AACUAUCUAAAAAGUGGGAAAAAGAAGAAAGAACCCACCUUUUCCUUUCCUUUUUUCGCUAACAAUUUAGAACCAACACUAUAAAAACCAGACAUAUAGAUAGAUACUGAUGAACAGUGAAACAACCCUCUUUAACUCAUAACAUAAUUAACCUUAAAAUCUAGGGUUUUUCUUUUUUCCGAACUAAGAAAAAUCAAAUGGUGGUUGUUUCUUUGUCUUCUUCAUUACCAAACCUCGUGCUCUCCCCUUUCCAUAACCAAAUUAAAACCACCGCUUUCAACCCACUCCUCAGACCUCAAUUUGGUUCCUUUUCAACUACCCACAAACCAUUUCUUCGUGGGUCGGUUUUCGUUGCUCGUUAUGGGUUCAAACCCGGUUUGUUUCCUGACCCAGAUGAAGGGUUAAUCAAAGAUUUGUUUACUAAAGCUGAGAGUCUUCUUUACACGAUUGCUGAUGCUGCUGUUUCUAGUUCUGAUACUGUUAACACUACAACCAAACAAACCAACAAUAAUGAUUGGCUCUCUGGUAUUACCUCUUAUAUGGAGACCGUUUUAAAGGUUUUGCAAAAUGGGUUGUCUGGUUUGCACGUUCCUUAUGCUUAUGGGUUUGCUAUUAUAUUGUUAACUGUUCUUGUUAAAGCUGCCACUUUUCCUUUGACUAAGAAGCAGGUAGAAUCUGCUAUGGCAAUGCGAUCGCUGCAGCCUCAGAUAAAGGCCAUUCAACAACAAUAUGCUGGAAAUCAGGAGAAAAUUCAACUGGAGACAGCCCGGUUAUAUAAAUUAGCUGGCAUAAAUCCAUUUGCAGGGUGCCUGCCCACUCUUGCUACAAUACCUGUAUGGAUUGGAUUAUAUAGAGCCCUUUCCAAUGUAGCAGAUGAGGGGCUUCUCACUGAAGGCUUCUUUUGGAUACCCUCCCUUGCUGGUCCAACUACAGUUGCUGCCCGUCAAAAUGGCAGUGGCAUCUCGUGGCUUUUCCCAUUUGUUGAUGGACAUCCACCACUUGGAUGGUAUGAUACCUUCGCAUACCUUGUCUUGCCUGUGCUGCUGGUUGUCUCACAGUAUAUUUCUGUCCAAAUUAUGCAAUCAUCACAGAAUAAUGACCCAAACAUGAAGAGUUCUCAAGCUAUAACACAGCUCCUUCCAUUAAUGAUUGGUUAUUUUGCUCUUUCAGUUCCCUCUGGUCUAAGUCUUUAUUGGUUAACAAAUAACAUAUUGAGUACAGCACAACAAGUAUGGCUUCAGAAGUUAGGGGGUGCAAAAAAUCCUGUUAGCCAAGAAGAUCAUCUCCGGGUUCAGAAGUCUGUAGACCAACUUCAGGUUCAGAAGUCUGUCUCUGAAUUAGAUUCAACAAAAGCUAAGGCUAUACAAGUUGAGAAACUGACUCCAGAAGGAUUACGUCCUGGGGAAAGAUUUAAACAGCUAAAGGAGCAAGAGGCCAAAAGAAAACAACAAAGAGAAGAAGAGAAGAGGAAAGCUGAAGAGGCGGCUGCAAUAAGUAGUCAAACAGCAAAUGGUAGUCUACAUGCAUCUGAGAGGGAGAAUGGGGUUAGCAUGUCUGGUGCUGAUGUGGUUGAUGACAAGUUUGCACACGAUUCCUCUGCUGCUGGAGUUAUUAUAAAUGGUGAAAUUUCCAAUUCCGAGUCCUCUGGGAGGGUUGAACAACAGUCCGAUGAAAAUAAACAGAAGAAAGUGAACUAGCUGGAAAUUUCUUCUCGAAUAUCCAUGGGGUGUUUCUAUGAGAAAUUGCACAUAUAACAAAGACUGACAGGAAUGAUUGUUACCUGUUAUGUUGAACGCGGAGAGCCAGCUCUGGUAUUGUUCUAUCCCGAAAGGUGAACAAGAGCAAAGAACCUUCACUUACAUGCCUGGUGCGGGAUAUUCGAUGCUUCACAAUGGCCAGUAUGGUGGUGGAAUCUUUAGAUCAAUGAGAAGUUUUGAGGGUGGGGGUCCUCAGUGGUAUGUGCUAAGAGCUGUUAUAUAUUCUUUUAGGUUCACUGUAGAAUCAUAAAAUAGAAGUCUCCAUUUCCUUCAAAGCAAAAAGCGAAGAAUUAUUAAAUUAUGAGCGAGGAAAUGUCUAAAAUAUUACUCCUUGCAUUUCUAUUUUGUAGUACAGAAACUCAAUAAUUAUAAUAUACAGUUGACGAGUGAACUCGUAAUCCAGCUGUAGUUGUCCAAA
Molecule: messenger RNA, 2175 nt
Organism: Ricinus communis (castor bean)
Lineage: Eukaryota; Viridiplantae; Streptophyta; Magnoliopsida; Malpighiales; Euphorbiaceae
Product: ALBINO3-like protein 1, chloroplastic
Exons: 11
Coding region: 198-1697 (499 amino acids)
Biological process (GO): protein insertion into membrane; thylakoid membrane organization; protein localization to chloroplast
Cellular component (GO): chloroplast thylakoid membrane
Molecular function (GO): membrane insertase activity
Source: RefSeq, a predicted model, not a curated record